GAAAAAUCCCUCCCUUUUAUAUUUCCUCACCGGCACGGAAAAUCGUCAGUUCUUGAAUUCUUUCACACGUCCAUCCUCGAUCGGAAUCCGAAGGAAAUCAAAUGGCGAGAGACAUUGAAGACGAGAUCAGAGACGAGAAGAACCCUCGUCCCCUUGACGAAGACGACAUCGCUCUCCUCAAGACUUAUGGUUUAGGGCCUUACUCUGCUCCGAUAAAGAAAGCGGAGAAAGAAAUAAAGGAGCUUGCCAAGAAGAUCAAUGAUCUUUGUGGCAUCAAGGAAUCUGAUACCGGGUUAGCUCCUCCCAGUCAAUGGGAUCUCGUCUCAGAUAAGCAGAUGAUGCAAGAGGAGCAGCCCCUUCAGGUUGCAAGAUGCACAAAGAUAAUAAGUCCAAACACUGAAGACGCCAAGUAUGUGAUAAAUGUCAAGCAGAUUGCAAAGUUUGUUGUGGGUCUUGGUGAUAAAGUUUCACCCACUGACAUAGAAGAAGGCAUGCGUGUGGGAGUUGAUCGGAAUAAGUAUCAGAUACAGAUACCUCUGCCGCCAAAAAUUGAUCCUAGUGUGACCAUGAUGACUGUCGAAGAGAAACCUGAUGUGACUUACAAUGAUGUUGGUGGGUGCAAGGAGCAGAUCGAAAAGAUGCGAGAAGUUGUUGAGCUGCCAAUGCUUCAUCCUGAGAAAUUUGUGAAGCUUGGGAUUGACCCUCCAAAGGGUGUUCUUUGCUAUGGUCCUCCUGGAACUGGUAAAACCCUUCUGGCUAGAGCUGUGGCCAAUAGAACCGAUGCUUGCUUCAUUAGGGUUAUAGGUAGUGAGCUUGUUCAGAAGUAUGUUGGUGAAGGCGCCAGGAUGGUUCGAGAACUUUUUCAGAUGGCACGUUCCAAGAAAGCAUGUAUCGUGUUCUUUGAUGAAGUUGAUGCCAUUGGUGGUGCAAGAUUUGAUGAUGGCGUUGGCGGUGACAAUGAAGUUCAGCGUACAAUGCUUGAAAUUGUGAAUCAGCUUGACGGGUUUGAUGCUCGUGGAAACAUCAAGGUUCUUAUGGCAACGAACAGGCCCGACACACUAGACCCUGCCCUGUUACGUCCUGGCCGUCUUGAUCGUAAGGUAGAAUUUGGGCUUCCUGAUCUUGAAAGCAGGACACAGAUCUUCAAGAUUCAUACGAGGACCAUGAAUUGUGAGAGAGACAUCCGUUUUGAACUGCUUUCUCGGCUUUGUCCAAACUCCACCGGAGCGGAUAUAAGGAGUGUAUGCACAGAAGCUGGAAUGUAUGCGAUAAGGGCAAGGAGAAAGACGGUGACGGAGAAGGAUUUUCUGGAUGCAGUGAACAAGGUCAUAAAGGGUUAUCAGAAGUUCAGUGCAACUCCAAAGUAUAUGGUCUACAACUGAGUUCCAACUUCAUGGCAACUCUCGUGUUUCAUUUAUCUUGAUGUCUGAAGGAGUAUAGUCUGAUACCUUUUUUUUUUUAAUUUAUGAAUCUAUCAUCUUCGGCAAAAGAAAAGAUUCAUAUCCCUUUUCUUGGAAAUCAAUCUAAUAUACGCUGGACUUGUUUUGCACAA
Tarenaya hassleriana is the source of this 1552-nucleotide messenger RNA. Its product is annotated as 26S protease regulatory subunit 7 homolog A. NCBI's taxonomy places the organism in Eukaryota, Viridiplantae, Streptophyta, Magnoliopsida, Brassicales, Cleomaceae. The record is from RefSeq and is a predicted model, not a curated record. Gene Ontology annotation, molecular function: ATP hydrolysis activity; proteasome-activating activity; ATP binding. The transcript is spliced from 10 exons. The coding region runs from base 102 to 1382 and encodes 426 amino acids. Gene Ontology annotation, biological process: proteasome-mediated ubiquitin-dependent protein catabolic process. Gene Ontology annotation, cellular component: proteasome regulatory particle, base subcomplex.